AUGACCCAAGAAGAGCGAGCGGCGCCGGCGUACCGAUCCCGGCGCGUGCUUCUACCAGCGAUCGCAUUUGUCGUCGGCGCCAUCGCGACGAUUGUCGUCGUUGCGACAACCACCGGCGUCUUUGACUCGCACGCGCCGUCGUCUACGCAGGAUACGUCGAGUGGGACAGAAGCCCCGUCGUCGUUCACGGCCGUCGGGGACAACACGACCGCGCUUGACGUAACGACGACGGCGCCCAAGGCGACACCAAGUGGCACUGGGGGCGCAUCCCACCUCGGUGCAACGUCGACGUCGGUCGAUCCGACGGCACCGGGCGAAACCAUGAGCCACAACACGGAAUCCAGCACACCGACGAGCGAGCUUGCAAGUGGCAGUGACUCGAUGUGGGCGAGUGCUUCGUCGUCGGCGGCAGGCAGCGAACACUGGGACAGCAGCACGUCGGCGGCAGGUAACGAAAGCUGGGACAACAGCGCGUCGUCGUCCUCGGCACCGUUUGACUGGGACGAAAUUGAGCCACCGGCAAGCGCAGAGUCCGGUAGCAACUCGACGAUGCCCGCGUCGGCUCACACGAACGACGGCAACGCUGCUGCGGUCCAGGAGAGAGCCAUCCAAGCCAAGCUAUCCCAGCACUUGAACCGACUUCGCGCCGAGCAAAAGCAGCUGCAGCGCCAGAUCCAGCUUGCCCAGAGGCAAACUCCGACGUCGGUCUCGGGUCUCCACACAAGCAUUGCGAGCACGACCGUGUACAACCAGCAGCUCCAGGCGCAGUUGGCGGCACUCGCCGCCAGCCGUCAACACCCCAAGUGACGUGUGCAACUGUUGUUGACAUAUUUCUCUACCGGAUACAUGUUUUGCUUAUAAUAAACGUUCAAAUGACACUUCGCGAAU
Messenger RNA from Saprolegnia parasitica CBS 223.65, 888 nucleotides. RefSeq lists its product as hypothetical. The transcript is spliced from 2 exons. Bases 1 to 807 code for a protein of 268 amino acids. The record is from RefSeq and is a predicted model, not a curated record. Lineage: Eukaryota; Oomycota; Saprolegniomycetes; Saprolegniales; Saprolegniaceae.